Molecule: messenger RNA, 477 nt
Organism: Labrus mixtus (cuckoo wrasse)
Lineage: Eukaryota; Metazoa; Chordata; Actinopteri; Labriformes; Labridae
Product: vesicle-associated membrane protein 5-like
Exons: 3
Coding region: 1-249 (82 amino acids)
Biological process (GO): SNARE complex assembly; vesicle fusion; vesicle-mediated transport
Cellular component (GO): plasma membrane; SNARE complex
Molecular function (GO): syntaxin-1 binding; SNAP receptor activity
Source: RefSeq, a predicted model, not a curated record
AUGGCCGCUGACGACGUGGAGGAGGUGAAGGGCAUCAUGUUGGACAACAUGAACAAGGCCGAUGAGAGAGGUGACAAACUGAACGACCUGGAGGACAGAGCUGACGAGCUGCUGGAAAAGAGUAAAACUUUUGAAAAGACUACGCGUAAGCUGAAGCAAAAGUAUAAAGGGACGAGGAAACUGGUGUUCAUCGGUGUCAGAGUGGUCGCUGCACUCAUCAUUAUCGGACUCAUAAUCUUUAAAAAUUAAAGAAUUUGAAUAUUGUCAACCAAACAUCAUUGUGCUGCUCACUUUCUACUUCUUUAUCGUAUGGAUCGGAUCCCAAACAAGGCCACCACUCAAAGGAAGAAGUCACAGAAUCCAUUCCCCUGCCUCGGUUGCUGAUUCGGUUUGACUCAACUGUCUGAAGACGAUGGAGGAGAAAACACUUUCACUUCAUCAAUAUGUAAAUAUUUGCAGCCUGAUGUAGUUUCAAAU